CAAACAAGCCAAAUAAAACCAUCUUACUUGUGGGUGAAACGGGAGCAGGAAAAUCUACUUUGAUCAACGCUCUAGUCAACUUCACUAUGGGGGUUCAGUUUGAGGAUGGAGUCUGGUUUCAGAUUAUAGAUGAGGAGAAGAGAAGUCAGACAGAAAGUCAGACAUCAGAUGUGAUCGUGUAUGACAUCUUUGGUUUUGAAAAUAAAUCUCUGCCCUACUCUCUGACCUACUCUCUGACCAUCAUUGAUACUCCUGGAUUUGGAGACACCACAAAUACUAAAAGGGAUGAAAGCAUCAGUCAAAGACUAUUAGACUUGUUUCAAUCAGAGGAUGGAGUUAACAAAAUUCAUGCAGUGGGUCUGGUGAUGAAGGCAAGUGAGAAUCGACUGAGUGACCGACAGAGGUACAUCUUUGAUUCAGUGGUGUCUUUGUUUGGAAAAGAUCUGGAGAAAAGCAUUGUUGCUCUCAUCACACACUCAGAUGGAGUAACACCUGAAAAUGCUCUCGAAGCUCUCGAAAUUGCAAAAAUUGAAUGUCCAAGAAAUGGAAAUAAUGAGCCUGUUCACUUCCUCUUUAAUAACCAACAGAGCAAAGAGAGAACAGAAAAAAAUGAAUCUUGUUUGGAGACAGCAUGGAGAAUAACAGAGAGAGGAAUGGAUGAGCUCACAGCUUUUCUAGGAAAAACUGCACCUGAAAAGUUGUUGGUAACAACUAAAGUGUUAUGUGACCGCAUAAAACUGAACGCCUGUAUAGAAAACUUGAAAGAGAGAAUAAAUGAAGUUGAACUCAAGCAAACCGAAGCCAGACAGAGACAAGAAGAGUUAGCGAAACAUAAAGAAGAGAUGCAAAACAAUGAAAAUUUCUCUGUCGAAGUUCUGCAGUUUUACAAAGAGAAAGAAUAUAUAAAAACUGGGUGGUGGGGUGGGGUGUUUUUUAAUGGUACCCUCUGCUGUACAAACUGUCAGGAGAACUGUCACUUGGAUUGCACAUGGGCCUG
This is a messenger RNA of Haplochromis burtoni (Burton's mouthbrooder), 997 nucleotides long. RefSeq lists its product as uncharacterized. Gene Ontology annotation, molecular function: GTP binding. The record is from RefSeq and is a predicted model, not a curated record. NCBI's taxonomy places the organism in Eukaryota, Metazoa, Chordata, Actinopteri, Cichliformes, Cichlidae.